AAUAAGAGGUUUAGUCUAAUCAUGUCGAAGAACACGGUCUCCGAUCGUUUUAGGAAGGUGGAUGUGGAUGAAUAUGAUGAGAAUAAGUUUGUCGACGAGGAAGAUGGAGGAGAAAAUCAACUGGGUCCAGAUGAGGCUGAAGUGGACUCUCUCAUCAGACACUCAGACUCCACAGGGAAUCUCAUGGGAGCAUUACAAGCAGUGUUGAAGAACCCACCAAUCAACACAAAGAACCAAGCUGUCAAGGACCGUGCAGAGGGCCUGGUCUUAAAAGUCCUGAGUUCCUUUAAGAGCAGUGACAUAGAGAAAGCGGUACAGUCUCUGGAUAAGAACAGCGUGGACUUGCUGAUGAAAUACAUCUAUAAAGGCUUUGAACGUCCCUCAGAGAACAGCAGCGCUGUCCUACUCCAGUGGCACGAAAAGGCCCUGGCUGCAGGAGGAGUGGGCUGUAUAGUGAGGGUUUUGACUGCCAGGAAAACUGUCUGAAAGACUGAAAGAUGGAGGGAGAGAGAGAGAAGGAGCAGCUUGAUAUCGCCCACAGAAACACGGAGGAGUGGAGAGUUUUGCCUACGCAUUCAGAUCAAAGUGAUGACUCUGUGCUCAGCCGGUGCUUAAGAGGCA
Messenger RNA from Chanos chanos (milkfish), 621 nucleotides. It is a transcript of the gene arpc5b, whose product is annotated as actin related protein 2/3 complex, subunit 5B. The transcript is spliced from 4 exons. Gene Ontology annotation, biological process: regulation of actin filament polymerization; Arp2/3 complex-mediated actin nucleation. Gene Ontology annotation, cellular component: Arp2/3 protein complex; actin cytoskeleton. The coding region runs from base 22 to 486 and encodes 154 amino acids. NCBI's taxonomy places the organism in Eukaryota, Metazoa, Chordata, Actinopteri, Gonorynchiformes, Chanidae. The record is from RefSeq and is a predicted model, not a curated record.